Messenger RNA from Alexandromys fortis (reed vole), 473 nucleotides. RefSeq names its product NADH dehydrogenase [ubiquinone] 1 beta subcomplex subunit 11, mitochondrial-like. NCBI's taxonomy places the organism in Eukaryota, Metazoa, Chordata, Mammalia, Rodentia, Cricetidae. The transcript has a single exon. Bases 1 to 456 code for a protein of 151 amino acids. The record is from RefSeq and is a predicted model, not a curated record.
AUGGCAGACAGGCUGUUAAGUUUAUACGCUCGCCGCCUUUUGGCAGUAGCAGCUAUACGAGAGCUCCCGGCUGCCCGCGUUUGCUGGGAAUCCUCCAGGGCUGUAAUCUCCCCGUCUGCUGUGGAGAGAAAGCAGUCACGAGAACCGACCACACUCUGGCAGGAGGACCCAGAACCCGAGGACGAAAACCUCUACGCGAAGAACCCAGACUUUCACGGCUAUGACCAGGACCCUGUGGUGGACGUCUUGAACAUGCGAGCUGUCUUCUUCUUUGGUUUUCCCAUCGUCUUGGUCUUUGGUACCACUUUUGUGGCAUAUCUGCCUGACUACAGGAUGCAAGAGUGGGCCCGCCGGGAAGCUGAGAGACUUGUAAAAUACCGAGAAACCAACGGCCUCCCCAUCAUGGAAUCCAACUGUUUUGAUCCCAGCAAGAUCCAGUUACCAGAAGAAGAUUGAUGAAUUACUGAGUAGGC